Messenger RNA from Glarea lozoyensis ATCC 20868, 546 nucleotides. RefSeq lists its product as uncharacterized. The transcript has a single exon. The record is from RefSeq and is a predicted model, not a curated record. NCBI's taxonomy places the organism in Eukaryota, Fungi, Ascomycota, Leotiomycetes, Helotiales, Helotiaceae. The coding region runs from base 1 to 546 and encodes 181 amino acids.
AUGGCCGCAGUCGCUGGACCCUGGCUACCACCAUCUUGGAUUUACAACUCAAUGCAAACAGAAAGUUUUGUCAACGGUGUGUGGUCGGAGAUCCUAAGAUCCUACUUUCCACUCAACAGUGCAAUGACGAACAACCACUACUUGGUGCUCCCUGAGUACUGGGUGUGGAACAACAAACGAACCGACCUUGUGGUCAAGCACAUAGACGGAAAUGGAAACGUCAACAACGACCAAACUGUUUUUGCAUUCGAAGGCAAGACCGUCGGCGCGAACUUUGACGACACGAAGGCUCAAUUGUUGUAUUACGUUAAAAGACUGCAACGGCACUCGAACGGCAAGAAAUAUGGAAUGCUUGGGAUUGGGAAGAACUGUGCAUUUUUCUAUUACAAUGGGCAGAAUUUGAUUAAUCUUGUUGCCAAUGUUGGGGGUGGUGUUGGCGAUUACCCAUCUCCACAUGACAUUAGAACCUAUGCGUUUGGUGUUGGGCCCGACGCUGAAUGCAUUGAUCGUAUUUUGAGAUACAUAGUGGACAAAUUAGAAACCUAG